UGUGGCUGAGGAGAGCGGGGAGAAGGGAGCCUGUGUGGCACACCGAGCUGAGCACCCAAUCAGGCACCUCCGUGUCGUGCUCAAGCCAAUCGGCAGCCUGCAGCCGAGGUUAAAGAUUGACAAUUGCAGGAGAGAGCAGAAGGGAGAGAAGGCCUUCUGGGAAACCUGGACCCAUCUUUUCCCUCAUCCCCCAACGGCCUCAAUAAUUGAAAAAGAUUAAAGAAUAGGCUGAAGAAUCUGUGUGUGAGAAAGGAGAAAGGAGUGAGUAAAGUAAAAAUUGGCAAAAUGGAAACCAUCUGAACGGUGAGGCCGAUGCAUCUGCUGUGGUAUCACAGAAAAUGGCAACAAUAAUAGGAUCGACAGCAGGGCGCCUGCACACCAAGCGUGGCAGAGGUCGAGGGAAAAACUGAGAAUACAGCAGAAGGAAUGGAGAUCUCAACACGGUCCAAAGACACGGGGUCAGCAGAGCGGAUGACCCAAAAACGAAAGAUGCCAAGUCCUUCUCACUCAUCAAAUGGUCACUCAUCUGCUGAAACCUCCCCCUGUCCAAUGAAAAAGAAGAAGAAACCAGGUGCUCUUAGCAGCAGCAAGGACCAGUCAGAACUAAGACAUGGUCCCUUUUACUAUGUGAAGCAGCCAGCACUCACCACAGACCCUGUUGAUGUUGUACCGCAGGACGGCAGGAAUGACUUCUACUGCUGGCUGUGCCACCGCGAGGGCCAGGUGCUCUGCUGUGAGCUCUGCCCCAGGGUGUACCACGCCAAGUGCCUCAAACUACCAGCCGAGCCAGAGGGCGACUGGUUCUGUCCGGAGUGUGAGAAAAUAACAGUUGCUGAGUGUAUAGAGACUCAGAGCAAAGCCAUGAUGAUGCUAACUAUAGACCAGCUGUCUUACCUACUAAAGUUUGCCCUUCAGAAGAUGAAACAGCCAGGUGAUCAUCCCCGCUUGUCAUCUCGCUCCCCCCAUGCAGCUUCCACGCAGAGAAAGACUUUUAAUUGGACUGAACCCUUCCAGAAACCCGUCUCUCUUGAACAGCAUCCGGAUUACGCAGAGUACAUUUUUCACCCCAUGGAUCUUUGCACACUAGAAAAGAAUAUUAAAAAGAAAACAUAUGGCUGCACAGAGGCAUUUUUGGCAGAUGCAAAAUGGAUUUUGCACAACUGUAUUAUAUACAAUGGAGGCAAUCACAAACUCACAGCAACUGCUAAAGUGAUAGUAAAAAUCUGUGAGCACGAGAUGAACGAGAUUGAAGUUUGUCCUGAGUGUUAUCUGUCUGCUUGCCAAAAGAGAGACAACUGGUUCUGUGAGCCUUGUAGUAACCCGCACCCUCUGGUGUGGGCCAAACUGAAAGGAUUUCCAUUCUGGCCUGCUAAAGCUCUGCGGGACAAAGAUGGACAGGUGGAUGCUCGCUUUUUUGGUCAGCAUGACAGGGCUUGGGUUCCUUUAAACAAUUGCUACCUUAUGUCCAAAGAGAUUCCAUUCUCUGUGAAGAAGACCAAAAGCAUCUUCAACAGUGCCAUGCAAGAGAUGGAGGUCUACGUGGAGAACAUGAGGAAGAAGUUUGGAGUCUUUAACUAUGCUCCCUUCAGGACACCCUAUACUCCUGACAACAAUUUCCAGAUGCUGCUGGAUCCCUCAAAUCCCUCAUCCACCCCCAUCAAACCUGAGAAACAGGAGAAGAUCAAGCUGAGCUUUGAUAUGACGGCAUCACCCAAGAUCCCUUUGGCCAGGACCAUAUUGUCUGCUGCUGGGAGCACAACAGGCCGGCGGCUCCCCCUCAGUGACAUGCCUCGCUCCCCCAUGAGCACCAACUCCUCUGCCCAUACAGGUUCGGAUGGGGAACAGGAGACGGCUGACAAGUCCCAGACAAAAGCAUCAAACAACCAGUACAGUGCGGGAGAAGAGUCCAUGGACUGCACAGCAUCACCUGCCCAUCCUCGACCUGGUCCAGCAGGCGGUUCCUUGGACAGCCCUAAACCAUUCCAUUCUCAAGCUCCUAGCAUCCCCAAGCAGGAGAAGACACCACCUACUGGAAGCAUUCUGAAUCUCAAUCUUGAUCGGAGUAAAGCAGAAAUGGACCUAAAGGAGCUCAGUGAAACUGUUCAGCAGAAACAAGGAGCCACACCGGUUCUCACCUCUCCAAAAAGACAGAUCAAAAGCCGUUUCCAGCUGAACUUGGACAAAACCAUUGAGAGCUGCAAGGCACAGCUGGGUAUCGAUGAGAUUUCUAUUGAUGUUUAUAAAGGUGAGGAACGCAGUGACUCAGAAGACUCUGAUAAAUCUGACACCAGUGACAGUGAGUAUGGCAGUGAUGACGAGCAAAAGACCAGGGACAGUCAGGAUGCAGCAACCAGUGAUGAAGCCCUGAAGGAGCCUACCAAAAGUAAAGUGAAAGACCAACCUUCCCCGUGCCAAGAUAAGGAGAGUAAAGCUGAUACGCUCAUGGGAUCCAAGUCUACAACAGGUGACGCCGCUGCAACGGCAUCAGAGGUUCCAACUAAAGAGAAAACAAGCACAGAUUCAGAAAAAGAGAGCCAAGAGAAGUCCAAAGCACCUCCAGCAUCACCUGGUCCCAGAGAGAAGUCUCAGGUGAAAGAGGACGCAAAGCAGUCUAUUCCAGUGGAGGAUUCUGACUCAGAGAGAGAGCUGGUUAUUGACCUUGGAGAGGAACAGGGAGGCAAGGACAGGAAGAGGAGCAGGAAAGACAACACCACUGUUAAAGAGUCAUCUGCUGGUAAACCUGAAGGUAAAGCCCUGACCCCACCGACACUUCCGUCUCAAAACAGUACAGCUCCUUCCACACCCUCCAGUGUUUCCACACAGUCCCCUAUGGCCAUUCCUGUCACCAUGAUCUCAUUCACUACUCCUUCUCCUGCAACCAUAAGCCUUACAACCGUGUCCAGUGCGACCACAACACCCCCCUCUUCCUCCUCCCCCUCAGCGGCUGCCACACCAGCGUUGAAGAAACAGCGGCCCCUGCUGCCCAGAGAGACGGUACCAGUGGUGCAGAGAGCUGUGGUAUACAAUCCCACUGCCAAAUUUCAGGCCUCCUCUCAGAAGUGGCACGUGCAGAAGAACCAGCAACCUGGCGCAACCACACAGAUGCAGGCGUCGUCUCCCAGGCAAGGCCAAGCUCAAGUGUUGACCCAGACACAGACUGCUGGGAAUGGCUUGACAGCGGUAUCCUCCUCGUCAGCACAGCAGGCUUCACAAAGUACACGCUAUCAGACCAGACAGGCUGUUAAAGCUGUUCAACAAAAAGACACCACACUCACCACAUCCACGUCAGCGGUCACCCUGGUAUCCAGUAGUCCAGCUUCGGUUGCCAUGAUGGCAGCGUCAAGCUUGGGCACAGCUGCUUCAUCUUCACCGGUGGAAACUGACCUGUAUAUUCCCACUGCCUCAGCAGAUGUGGCUGCAGACAUUGCCAAGUACACAAAUAAAAUAAUGGAUGCAAUCAAAGGUACAAUGACUGAAAUCUACAAUGAUCUUUCUAAGAGUACAUCAGGAAAUACAAUAGCAGAGAUCAGACGGCUGAGAAUUGAAAUAGAAAAAUUACAGUGGCUGCAUCAACAAGAGUUGUCAGAAAUGAAGCACAAUCUUGAGCUUACAAUGGCAGAGAUGAGGCAAAGUCUGGAACAGGAAAGAGAGAGGUUGGUGUCCGAGGUGAAGAAGCAGAUGGAGCUGGAAAAGCAGCAAGCAGUGGAUGAGACAAAGAAGAAACAAUGGUGUGCAAACUGCAGGAAAGAGGCCAUCUUCUAUUGCUGCUGGAACACCAGCUACUGUGAUUACCCCUGUCAGCAAGCCCACUGGCCAGAGCACAUGAAGUCCUGCACUCAGUCAGCCACAGCCCCGCAGCCAGAGCCUGAAGCUGAGUCGACAGCGGACCUCCCAAACAAAAGUUUAGGGCAAACCACCAGUGGCCCUAACUCUCUCAGAGACACACCUGUCUCUGCGCCAUCAGACAAAGACUGUGAAAUGGAGAAGAGCACUGAUAACGUUGCCGUCACUUUGUCCUAAUGGAGCUGACCGUACUUGAAAAUUUAAAUGUAUAGAUGUUUUUUUUCACUACUUGGAUAUGUUCAUGUAAAUUGUUCAGCUGUUAAGGGAGCAAUCUAGAUACUUUUUUAUUUAUAUAUUUUUGUUUGCCUUUCAGGGCUUAGAUACUGCCCCCCCCCCCCCCCCCCCCCCCCCCCCCCCAGUGCACAGUGGUCUUUGAAGCAUUUUAAAUGUGGAAACAACACUGACAGCAGAUAGUAACCACUAGAGGGGGCAGUUUAAAAAAUAUAUAUAUACUGCAUAUUCAUGCACUCUUACACAGUCUAUAGAGAGCUGUCAGUAUAAAGACUUUAAGAGCAUGCCUGAGUGUCACAAAACAUACACAUAGUGUAAAGGACAACAAUUAAAACAGUUUAAGACUGCUAAAAUGUAAACCAUGUUCAUGGACCACCUCAGCAUUAGGUUAGAGGACUGUUGACAGAAAUGUCUGUAAAUUACUUAUUUUGUAUUCUGUGUUAAUUUAUUUGUUAUUCUAAUGUUGCCUGCUGUAUACUGCAAAGAAAAUAACAAAUACAAGCAUUUUAAACAA
This is a messenger RNA of Scatophagus argus, 4588 nucleotides long. It is a transcript of the gene zmynd8, whose product is annotated as zinc finger, MYND-type containing 8. The coding region runs from base 427 to 4020 and encodes 1197 amino acids. Gene Ontology annotation, molecular function: protein binding. The record is from RefSeq and is a predicted model, not a curated record. NCBI's taxonomy places the organism in Eukaryota, Metazoa, Chordata, Actinopteri, Scatophagidae. Gene Ontology annotation, biological process: regulation of DNA-templated transcription. The transcript has 22 exons.